AUGGCCCGCCCGAUCAACACCACCUCGCAGGACAACCCCUCCUCCCCCACGGAGCACGACCCCUCCUCCGCGUCUUCCAAGCCCCUCCCGGACCCCGCUACUUCCCAGGUCCACCACCGACGGCCCGGGACCUCAGGGACGCUCGCGGCUCUCCAAACCACAAGGCGCCAGGCCUCGGAGAAGUUCCGUCAAGCCGAUCGCGCAGAGCGUACCUACCGCGCGACAAAGUGGUCGGCAGCGGCGCGGGCCAACCGAGCUGAGGCUGGAGACCACUUCCGCCAGUCACGCCAGCACUUCACGUUGGGGUGCCGGCUGCUCGUGGAGGCGGUGCGGGGCUGGCCAUACGUGCUGCGCGAGCGGCGCGAAGCGAGGAGGGUCAAGGCAGAGGAGGCGAAGAGGAAGAAGGUGUUGGAGAUGAAGAAACGGUUGGAUGAGAAACUGGGAGAGGCGAAAGAUGAGGAUCGGGAAGGGAAGAAGGAUGUUGAGGGAGAAAAGGGGGCGAAAACCGUCUAA
Molecule: messenger RNA, 513 nt
Organism: Dichotomopilus funicola
Lineage: Eukaryota; Fungi; Ascomycota; Sordariomycetes; Sordariales; Chaetomiaceae
Exons: 1
Coding region: 1-513 (170 amino acids)
Source: RefSeq, a predicted model, not a curated record